CCCUGCCUCUCUCCCUCUCUUCCUCAAAAGCACGAACUCUCUCCCUGAUCGCUAAGUACACGCAAAACCACACGCAGAGUCGCCAUCGCAGCUCGACCUCGAGCUUCCAUCCCCCCAUGGAGAAGGCGGUGGCGGAGCAGUGGCGGUUCGACCCCAUCUUCUUCCGGCCGCCGGAGACGCCGCUCGAGCCCAUGGAGUUCCUCUCCCGCUCCUGGAGCGUGUCCGCCCUCGAGGUCUCCAAGGCCCUCGCCCCGCCGCCGCCGGCGCUCCCCAAGGCCUACCCCGUUGGCGGCGUCGGCGGCGACGGCGGCGGCUGCGGCGGGGUGAUCCUGGAGGAUCUGGCCGGCGAGCUCGAGGAGGGCGCCACCUGCUCCGGGAACCCCUUCUCCUUCGCGUCCUCCGAGACGUCCCAGAUGGUCAUGGAGCGCAUCAUGUCUCAGUCGCAAGAGGUGUCGCCAAGAACUUCAGGGAGGCUCUCUCACAGCAGCGGACCGCUCAACGGGACUCAGAGCUGCGGCUCCCUGACCGACAGCCCUCCUGUCUCUCCCUCCGAAAUCGACGACGCCAAGUUUUGCCGGCCGAACAACUCCCUCAAUGUCCACCAGUUGAGGGCCUCCUCCACGCCAGGGGGUGGAGGAGGAGGCGGCGGCGGCGGCGGAGGAGCCGUUGUGGUCGGUGGCGGCGGGGGCAAGACGGUGGGGCGGUGGUUGAAGGACCGUAGGGAGAAGAAGAAGGAGGAGGCCCGGGCCCAGAACGCCCAGCUCCAUGCGGCCAUCUCUGUUGCAGGGGUCGCCGCGGCGGUCGCCGCCAUGGCGGCUGCCACCGCUGCCUCGUCGGGGUCGGGCAAGGAUGAGCAGAUGGCGAAGACCAACGUGGCGGUUGCCUCGGCUGCGACCCUGGUGGCCGCGCAGUGCGUCGAGGCUGCCGAGGCGAUGGGGGCCGAGAGGGAGCACCUUGCUGCAAUCGUCAGCUCUGCUGUCAAUGUCCGGUCGGCUGGCGAUAUCAUGACCUUAACCGCAGGCGCAGCUACAGCUCUACGUGGGGCGGCGACAUUGAAGGCAAGGACACUGAAGGAGGUGUGGAACAUAGCAGCGGUUAUUCCGGUGGAGAAGGGGAUCGGAGGCGCCGGCGGUGGCGGCGCUAGCCUCACCAAUUGUAGUUCGAACAGCAGUAACAGCGACGAACUCGUCCCGGAAGAGAAUUUCCUAGGAAUCUGCAGCAGGGAGUGGCUGGCCAGAGGAUGCGAGCUUCUCAAGCGCACUCGCAAGGGUGAUCUGCACUGGAAGAUAGUCUCUGUUUACAUAAACCGAUUCAAUCAGGUGAUGUUGAAGAUGAAGAGCAGGCAUGUUGCUGGGACCAUCACAAAAAAGAAAAAGAAUGUGGUUUUGGAAGUGAUUAAAGACGUGCCGGCCUGGGCAGGCCGUCACUUGCUCGAGGGCGGCGAGAACCGGAGAUACUUUGCGCUGAAGACUGUGAUGAGGGGUGUCGUAGAGUUUGAGUGCUCGAGCCAGAGAGACUACGAUAACUGGACUCAGGGCGUCGCCAGGCUCCUCUCCAUUGCUGCCGAUCGAAGCAAUAGACAUAGAAUUUGAAGCUCGUGUGAUUGGGGGAUUUAACUACGUGACCACCCUUUUGAAUUAAACUAUAAUCUUUAUAAUCUGUAAGGUUUUUUGUCCCCGGAAGGGGAAUAUGUAAGAGCCUUCUUAGAUUUGGGUUGGGGUCUUUUUCUGGUUCUUCUAUUGUAAAAAGGAGGAAUUAAUGGCAAAAUUCCAUCUGGGUCUCCCUAAAUUCCUAAAU
Messenger RNA from Syzygium oleosum, 1797 nucleotides. Its product is annotated as VAN3-binding protein-like. Bases 117 to 1592 code for a protein of 491 amino acids. Lineage: Eukaryota; Viridiplantae; Streptophyta; Magnoliopsida; Myrtales; Myrtaceae. The record is from RefSeq and is a predicted model, not a curated record. Gene Ontology annotation, biological process: leaf vascular tissue pattern formation; auxin-activated signaling pathway; phloem or xylem histogenesis. The transcript has 7 exons.